Nomia melanderi (Alkali bee) is the source of this 2848-nucleotide messenger RNA. Its product is annotated as protein asteroid-like. Lineage: Eukaryota; Metazoa; Arthropoda; Insecta; Hymenoptera; Halictidae. The record is from RefSeq and is a predicted model, not a curated record.
UUCGCCGCGAAUAUGUCGAUCGUUGUCGGUUACGCGUCGUUUGCGAUUUGCGGCCCUUUCUUUAUCAACGUUAUCUCGAAUGUAUCGCGAUGCAAUACGCCACGGAAUUAUUGUCAACCGUGAUCCGCGAGGAGGGAGUUGCCAUUAUAUACGUGGCAGAAUAUGUCGCGUCCACAUUAAGUCCAUUUAUCGCGUUAUUCAAUAGAUUUUUGCACAACCUGCCGAUACCGGUAUAUACUUGGACUCUCAAGCUUCUGGGAUACUAUGUCUCUUUCUUCCGGAAGCGCUUUUGGAAGAAUAUCCGCAGACAUUGCUGGUUAGAGGCAAUUUUGCGGCAGCUUCUUUAUCUUAAUCUCCAUUAAAUCGAAGGUGUAGAAUCAUGCUACGACAAGAAAGUACAAUCAUUUCUUUCCACCCCGUACAUCUAUUACUUUCGAUGAUCGUUUGAGGAUGAAAAUUAUCGUAUCGAUGACAUCGGACUUUGGUGUUUAACAUUGAAAGUUAAUAGGGAACCAGUAGAAGUUUGCAUCUAGGCGGCAAACACUUUUUUGUAUCGAAGCAGCUAGAACAAUAAAGUUAAGAACAUUUUAGUUGUUGAACAGAAAAAGAAAUAACGAGUGAAAGAAGGACAGAAUGGGUGUUCGAGGAUUAGCAUCAUGUACGGAUCGGGACAAGGCCUAAAACCGUAUAAACUGCAGAAUACCUAUUUGGUGAUAGAUGGUCGUAAUUUGUCAUAUAGUAUAUAUCAUUUGUGCAAACAUGAAUAUUAAGCACGUACGAUGCCUGAUCGAUGUCAAUACGGCUAUAGCGGCGGUUGCAAAGGCGUAAAACAUGAAGUGUUCAUAAAUUUCUUAAGCCAGUUUAAGAAGUAUUUAAGAGGCAAAGCGAUUUAUAAUAUAAGACUAAUCUUUGAUUGGUUGAGUAAACAUACCUUGGAGGAAGCAAUCAUCAAAAUUAUGAGUGGAAUACCUAAGCCAAUGAGAGAAAAGGUUUUACAUGUGAUAGAGGCAAAUAUAAAUUAUUAUACGUGUUUGCCAGCAGUGGACGAGUAUAUUAAACUUUUGGGUGUUUCGAAAGAUUCCGUUGAAUGUACAAUCGAUUCUACGAAUGAGAUUUAUAAAUUCGAAGGGGAUAUUCAAAGUUUACCGUACAAAGGGAUAGAGUCUUUUAAUGGGAUUAAUGAGCAGGAAGGCUCUAUAGAUCAAUUAAGACAUACUCUUAUCGAACAUGAACAAGCAAACCGUGGACCAUCUAAUGAAUCGAUGAUCGAUACGUUGCCUGAGUGGUUUCUAAAUGAUUUUUACAUGGCUAGACUUCCAGACAUGUUCUUAUCAUUAAUUGGCAAGCAUUGGUAUCCUACGCCAAUACAAAUAGACAAUUUUCAGUCUCCCUCGAGUUAUUUGAUUGGUUUUGAUAUUCUUAAAGUUACAUUCGGAAUUUUGUCGUCAGCGACAGAUGAAAAAAGAUCCUUACUGAAAUGUAUGGUUAGGAAUCAGCGUGGGGGUUUAGAACAUCAUGACUUAGAAGGGACGAAAACUGUACCUUUGUCAGAAGUUAGAGAGCUUCCGCUGAAUCAUCGAAAAGAAAUUUUGGAUAAUACGUUAGGGAUUCUAGACAUACAGUGUAUCGAGACACUUCCACCGGAAUGGAAGUUAUAUAUUGCCUGCUUUAAAUAUUGGACAGAUCGAGCACCGCAGUGUAGGUCAGACAAAUGUUACAGGUAUUCAAUAAUUUUCAGUAUGUUGUUUAACAUAAUAAUUACGAAAAUUGGGCAACACAAAUCUCUGAAAAGCCUGGAAAGUUUAUAUCCAACGUUACUUUCAGAUGAAAUGAAAAAUUUCAUUCCAUUUCAUUUCCCAUCGCAUUUUUCAUCGAAAGAAACAAAUUCUCAGGCGUACAUAAAACAUAUUCAUAAGGAAAUUAAUAUGCUAGAUUGUCUUCUAGCUGUGCCAUUUUUUAUUAAACACGCUAAAUUACAAUCCUCAUCUUUGAAGACGCGUAUUCUUCAUUCGUUUGUAGAAUUUCAAAUCUGCCUGUCAUUAGGUAUAGAUCUGAAUGCGCUUCUCGACUGUCCUUAUGAAGAAGUCAACGUAGCUACUUUUAUCAAUGGCCUGUUUUUGUACAAUCUGUAUGUCGAUUUUAAAGAGCGCAAUGAUGUACACGAUUAUGCAAGUGGAAUUCUUACGAAUUCUCCGACCCUGUUAAAAAUUUUCAAUGAGUUAGUUACAAUACUAAAGUAUAUACUCCAAUGAAAUAAUAUUUCAGAAAUAUAUUUACUUAUACAGUCGAUAAAAUUGAUUUGUAAGGUUAGAGCGAUAAAACUAUAAAUUUUAUAAAUAAAACAGAUUAAUAUUAUGCAUUUUCUCUCUACAGAUAUUCCUCUAUUUUUUGUUUUCUAGUAAUUACGCAAUUUUUUUCUACUCUGAGAAAGAACUAGCUUAACUUCCUUCAAACCGUAGUCUUCUACAAAAGAAAAUAAUUCAAUUACGUUACUUUAGAUGAUUUAUUGAAUAAAACUGGUAACUGCUAUUGCGAUUAAACGACUUACUAAGAAAUCCUUAAGUACUGAUUAUAAUAAUCAUUUUAGGAUUGUAAAAUAUUUAAGGUAUCGCAUACACAGGGUGUUUUAAAGUAUUACGCAUAAAUGAUAGGGCGCGUACAACUUACUAAACUGAGUAAAAAAAACCCCGCACUCAUGGGUUAUAUAUAUACAUAUAUAUAUUUAUAUCAGUUUUUAAUCAAAGAUUUAUUUUUAACAGAUUGAAUUCAUUCAAAUAUCAACAUGCAAGUCUUAUUUCAUUAUGGAAAAUUUAUUCAUGUUAUUUCACACAUAAAAUUCUAUUACCUA